This is a messenger RNA of Manihot esculenta (cassava), 2243 nucleotides long. RefSeq names its product mitogen-activated protein kinase kinase kinase 3. Gene Ontology annotation, molecular function: ATP binding; protein kinase activity. The transcript is spliced from 10 exons. Gene Ontology annotation, biological process: protein phosphorylation. Bases 435 to 1868 code for a protein of 477 amino acids. The record is from RefSeq and is a predicted model, not a curated record. Lineage: Eukaryota; Viridiplantae; Streptophyta; Magnoliopsida; Malpighiales; Euphorbiaceae.
AAAAACAACUGUAAAUUUGGUCCAAAUGUUGUCUAUGGACUAGGAAGCAUAACUUGUGACAACAGUCCUGUCAUAAAUCUUGACAGUUCAACUUUGCUUUCGUUACCUGCAUCAGGAUGAAAAAACCGCAAAUUUUCCCCAUGUUGGUUAGAAUGAAAAUGAAUUAGAAGCAUGAACAUGAUAGUUUCAAUUCAUUUCAACCUUAAGAUUGAACUAUAUAGAAUCCCGGAGUGCAUGGCAAAGAGUCUCAAUCAUAUCUGAUACAUCCAGCCGCCAUGGCUGGCCCAGCUACCCCAUCUGUCAAUUCUCUGUAAGUGUCCUUCAUUUAAGUUGCUGUUGCUUCAUGAUCAUGAGUGAAGAUCUGAAAGUUUCCUUCAUUUAAGCCUCUACCGAUCUCCUUCCAAUUCUAUUCAUUUCCUCUCUUCUGUGUGGCAAUGCCAUAUUGGUGGACAAGGACAAGAAACUCUCCAAGAGUCCAACGAGAUAAUAAACAACACAACCAUGAGAAGAAGAAAGAACAGGAAGAUAAAUAUAGAAAGAAGCCAAAGAGUUUUGACGAAACUAUACUUUUCACUAACAACUCUUCAAGGAGCAGCAUGGACUUGAAAGCAUCUUCACUUUCCAUCAGUGGGUCUUCGGAGUUUUCAGGUUUUGAUUCUGAUAUUGGAAUUGAGGUUGCAGAGAAGAAAGCUUACCCUUUGCCAAAACCUGCAUGUUCUCCUGAGCAAUUGAUAAAUUUCGAUAAAAGACUUGACUCUGAAGCGGCUUUGCUUUCAAACUCCAGUUUGUCUUUAUCUUUUUCCUCUUCUAUCUCUUCUAACGAUGAAGGUGUUGAUGCUACUGUUGAUGAUCAUGGAGAUUUUGGUUCUUUCAGGGCAGUCGAAGAGACCAAUCACAACUCAUGGUUAAGGACAUCGUCUCCUGGAUUAAAAGCUUCCACUGCACAGACGUCAUCUCCAACUCCAUUGCUGUUGGAGUCCCCAUCGGAAAAGCAAGACAACCGGAGGCAUCCUUGUCAUCCACUACCCCUUCCUCCUGCUUCUCCUAAUAAAUCUUCACAGGAUAUGCAGUCAAAUUGGAAGAAGGGAAAGCUUAUAGGGAGAGGGACAUUUGGCCAUGUUUAUGCUGGAUUUAACAGUGAAAAUGGACAAAUGUGUGCAAUAAAGGAAGUGAGGAUUAUUUCUGAUGAUCAGAAUUCAACUGAAUGUCUCAAGCAACUGAAUCAGGAAAUUGCAUUGCUUAGUGAACUGUGUCAUCCAAACAUUGUUCAAUACUAUGGAAGCAAAAUGGUAGACAAUAAACUCUCAGUUUACUUGGAGUAUGUUUCUGGGGGUUCAAUCCAAAGAUUGCUAAACGAAUAUGGUCCAUUUGCGGAACCCGUUAUUCGAAGUUACACGAAGCAGAUUCUUUCUGGUUUAGCAUAUUUACACAAAAGAAAUACAGUGCACAGGGAUAUUAAAGGAGCAAACAUACUAGUAGAUCCUAAUGGUGAAAUUAAGCUUGCUGACUUUGGCAUGGCAAAACAUAUGAAAUCGAAUUCUUCAAUACUUUCGUUUAAGGGGAGUCCUUAUUGGAUGGCACCAGAGGUUAUAAUGAACAAUAGAAGCUAUAAUCUGGCUGUUGACAUAUGGAGCUUAGGGUGCACCAUUCUUGAGAUGGCAACAUCAAAACCCCCAUGGAGCCAGUAUGAAGGGGUGGCUGCAAUAUUUAAGAUAGCAAAUAGCGCUGAGAAUCCUGAGGUUCCCACUUACUUGUCAGAAGAUGCCCAGAAUUUUGUAAAAAUUUGCUUGCAUAGAGAUCCAUCUGCACGUCCCACUGCCAUGCAACUGUUAAAUCAUCCCUUCAUCCAAAAUCAGAGAAAUUGCUAAUUCUAUUCAUGAAGCCUUCUCUGUUCAUGGAAGACUUCCUACGGGAUGAAGUAUCAAUCCUGCAACAGCUGCCUUCUCUCUUCCUGUUACUCCUCUUGAAUGUCCAGCAGGAAACAUGGUAUCAAGCUCGCUCACCAACUGGACAAUUCUGUCAAGACUACAGAGGAUAAAACCAGUGUGAACCUUGCCAAUGAACUAGAAUGCUGAGAGGUUUCACCUAAGCACUUCAUGUAUUGAACUUGGCAUGAAUGCCCCACUGGAUUUGUAACUCAUGAUGAGAUAACUGCCUUGUUGGUGGCCACAGCUCUAAGUUCAACAGGGUAAACAAUGUUUUUCCACCUAAAAUUUUGAAUAAGCUUGACAAGGUUUGACAAA